Messenger RNA from Desarmillaria tabescens, 687 nucleotides. RefSeq lists its product as uncharacterized. Lineage: Eukaryota; Fungi; Basidiomycota; Agaricomycetes; Agaricales; Physalacriaceae. The record is from RefSeq and is a predicted model, not a curated record. The transcript is spliced from 4 exons. The coding region runs from base 70 to 525 and encodes 151 amino acids.
CCGGUUCAUGAAUGACCAAUACCCGGAUGAGGAUUCGUGCCACACUUUGACUGGUUGCUCCGUCUCAUCAUGGAAAUUAACGCGUCUGUGAACGUUAAUAAUGAUUGCUCGUAUUAUACUUCUUGUGUCUCUGCUUCGUUGCUGUCAAUUAUCCCUAUACCAUCUUGCUUCCUUGCCAAGACUUUCUAUGAUGUAUAUCAACCUUCCGAACUUCAUGGCACAAUAGCGUAUCGGGAUCGCACGGCUCAAAGACCCCGUUCGAUCCUAGCUCAUGCCAUGAUCAGGAUUUGCAAAAUAUCCCCGCAACUGCCAAGCCCUCUUAGCUCGGUUGGUAGAGCGCUUCACGCUGAGAUCAGUCGUUCAAACCGACUAGAGGGAAUGACUGACUGCAAGAGUCGCCUCCUAGUUGUCAUCCCUGGCCACCUUAAAAGAGGAGUACUCUUCUUUCUUUCCAGUUUCACCACCAGUCACAUAUUUCUGUGUUUUUUGUUUGAUUGCGUGAUAUUCAGCGCGGUGCCGUCCUAAUAUCCAGCAUCAGGACCACACAGAGAGUUUAUUCGAUCCAAGCUCGUACCAUGUCCUGGAAAAAUCGAGACACGUGUCUUUCGCUUCAUUGCUCGCAUCCCGAUGUACAUAUCCAAUCCUUCUCAGCUCAGCUGGUCACGCGCGUCGCUGGCGGCUGAGGUU